AUGACCUGCUGUAAGUAUGUGCUGCAGAACAUUCAAGACAAAAUUUCUAAACAGAACACAAAUUUUCGCAGAAGUAUAACAGCAGAAGAAAAAUUGUGUAUAACGAUAAGAUUCACGGCCUCACGGGAACGCGCGGCCUUCGCAGCUGCCCGAUGGUGCUACCAGGGUUCUGCAGGAGGAGCGGAUGGACGAUGCACCCAGGUCCCGCCCUCCCCGUUCGCCGACCCGAUGCACGUGGACCCGUCGUCGUCGCCGUCGCCGUCGCCGUCGUCGUCGCCGCCCCAGGACACGACCUCAGGCCUGGAUGUGUGUCCCGGAAGAAAUUUUCUGGUGGAUGUUCCUGUUACUUCGCAAGCCAGAUGGUGAAGUACACCAUUCUCCAGUCACUGCACCCGGCUUAUCUUUUCGUCCAGCGUCUUACCUCUCCCUGCCCCCUCCUCCUCGUUGUCGUUCACAUCCUCCCUACACAACAACGGGCCUAGGAAUGUGCUGGCGUAAGAUGUCGCCAGCACACUGAUCGGCAAAGAUGAAGCGCUAAGAUCGAUUAGUAGGCACUAGAUCAAGCUCACCUGAGAGAGGCGAGAGACACACCCACAAGCAACACGCUGCCAACGCCCUCUCGACACCAUGUACGAGGGGCGUUCAGAAAGUAAGCUCCGAUCGGUCGCGAAAUGGAAACGACUAUGAAAAUCCGAUAAAGCUUUGCACAGAUGUGUUGGGUAGUGUCUCUAGUAUAAUCCCAGUAAGCAUCACGUCGCUCUUCUCAUUUCUGAGCUCGCAGUGAGUGCGUAAAGAUAUCUAGAAAAUAGUGUCUGCCGCCAAGUACGAGGGCCUGGUGAGAAAUUUCGCCUGAAGCUAUGCAGCUAACAUUACAUAACUGUCGUGCUGUUUC
Messenger RNA from Schistocerca serialis cubense, 892 nucleotides. RefSeq lists its product as uncharacterized. Lineage: Eukaryota; Metazoa; Arthropoda; Insecta; Orthoptera; Acrididae. The transcript has 3 exons. The record is from RefSeq and is a predicted model, not a curated record. The coding region runs from base 1 to 366 and encodes 121 amino acids.